GUUAACAAUCGUUUCCAGAAGAUAACGCAUUUUUGCCACAACAAAGUCACAUAGGACUGUUAUGCAUUUAUGGGCAGUAUGUAACAAGAGAGAAUCGAACUGACUGGUAUUAAGCCAACCAACCUUAAUUGAAUUACCAUUUUAACAUAUUUAUGGUCAUGGUCGUGGUUUGGUCGUCGUAGGACUUUUAGAAUGACUUAUUGUAUUUAUUAAAUUGAUCUCCACCAGUGUAUUCGAUCUUGAAAGUCAUCCUAUAAUGUUUACCAAACUCCACCUUAAAUACGUCCCACCACGUGUCUCAACGGUCAUUCCUAACUUUCCCAUGUUUUCACACCCCUGACCGAAAUUACCAUGGCAACUGGUAACUCAAACAAUGUCCUGAGUGGUAUGGAAUCACCACCCUCCUGACGAAUGAUAUGUUGUGUGUAACUGAAUGCUGGUUGUAGUCAGUGAGAUACAGAACUCGACGGCGGCAGUUCCUUCCCAACGCUCCCUGGUACGAAUUGUUUUGAAACUAUAGUAGUGGCACCUCCUUAAACAGUCAGUGGAAAUGUAAUGUGUACCCAAGCAAAAUGGUUAAACUUUAAAUGCAUUCAAUUGCCUCCCCCUUAGUAUCGUCGCUUACUGAAGUCUUGUACUUGUUCGGUUAUGCAAUAACUAUGCAUUCUUCAUCAGCCCCAAUCUGUUUUGUGCAAAUCUUGUGAAGAAGUUCAGUUCUCCGUUGCAGCCAAUAAACUUUUGCUUCUUUGUCGUCUCGGACUGGUGAUUGCUGCAAUAACGUAGAAAGUAUUGUGCUAGGGCUAUGUACUACACAUGCACGGCAGACGUGCAUGGAUUGGGAAAUAACAAACUCACUGGCUGCCAUUAGGAACCAUAUAUCCGCAUAGUAGACCAGCUGCUACUGUGGCCUUGCCGAAAUAGGACCACCUCAAGGAAAGGACACGUGUGCAGCGAGAGGACGCCACAGUCGAGCAGAGCCGUCGAGAUUGGUCGGUACUUACUGCUGCUUACAUGUGUGUGAUCGAUACCAACGAACCGACGACCAUGGCCAAUCGAGGCACCAGUCAUUGAUGCAGACGACGCGGGAACCGGAAUCGGUUAUGGUAGACAAGAAAAUUACCUAUCCCAGUCGAUUGGAGAAAGUGUGAAUCAACAUCCAGCGCAGCGGUGGUGGCCUUGACAUCGUUUUCCGUGAACGUUUUUGUUAACCCCUAGGGACGGCCCUCUCACCAGCAACCAUGGGUCUCUUCGAUAAGCUGGCCAACAUGUUGAAGAUCAAGAAGGAACAGAUCAACAUCCUGGUUGUCGGGUUGAACAACAGCGGUAAAUCGACCAUAGUGAACCACUUCAAGAAUCCGGACGAACGGGCAUCGAUCAUAGUGCCAACGGUUGGAUUCAACGUGGAACGAUUUCAGAAUCAGGGAGUAUUCUUCACUGCAUUCGACAUGUCCGGUGCCACGCGCUACCGAAGUCUUUGGGAGCAUCAAUUCAAAUCGUGCCAGGGUAUCGUAUUUGUCAUCGAUUCGAGCGAUCGGAUGCGAUUAGUGGUCGUGAAGGACGAGCUGGAACUGCUAAUGCAGCACCCGGACAUCGCCAACCGACGGGUACCGAUCCUUUUCUUUGCCAACAAAAUGGACUGUACGGAUGCGCUGAGCAGUGUGAAGAUUGCCGCCGGGCUAGGGUUGGAGAAGAUCAAAGACAAACCGUGGCACAUCAGCUCGAGCAAUGCACUGACCGGGGAGGGACUGCAGGACGGCGUCCAGUGGAUGGUACAUCAGAUUCGGGAGUGUGUCGCUAGCUCUAAGGAUAAUGGUUAAGAGUUGCGUCGUAGCGCGUAGCACAAUAGAUAUCAC
This is a messenger RNA of Ochlerotatus camptorhynchus, 1853 nucleotides long. It is a transcript of the gene Arl6, whose product is annotated as ADP ribosylation factor-like 6. Gene Ontology annotation, molecular function: GTPase activity; GTP binding. The record is from RefSeq and is a predicted model, not a curated record. Lineage: Eukaryota; Metazoa; Arthropoda; Insecta; Diptera; Culicidae. Gene Ontology annotation, cellular component: axoneme; cytoplasm. The coding region runs from base 1239 to 1817 and encodes 192 amino acids. Gene Ontology annotation, biological process: protein localization to cilium; intracellular protein transport; cilium assembly. The transcript is spliced from 3 exons.